Molecule: messenger RNA, 849 nt
Organism: Spea bombifrons (plains spadefoot toad)
Lineage: Eukaryota; Metazoa; Chordata; Amphibia; Anura; Pelobatidae
Gene: CD79A
Product: CD79a molecule
Exons: 5
Coding region: 149-832 (227 amino acids)
Biological process (GO): B cell differentiation; B cell receptor signaling pathway
Cellular component (GO): membrane; external side of plasma membrane; B cell receptor complex
Molecular function (GO): transmembrane signaling receptor activity
Source: RefSeq, a predicted model, not a curated record
AUGUGUAUCUCCCUUCACAUCUACUACACCCCACCCAGGCCAUAAAUAUAGACAAACAGCAGAUGGUUGUCGGUAGAAGAGGUUCAGGGGUCCAGAAGAAGCUCUGCUAAAUUAAAGGUCCUGGUGGAGAUCCCAACUGGGAAGUAUCAUGCAGCUCAUUCCUGCAAAGGCUCGCAUUGUCAUCCAAACCUUGCUUAUCUCGGGGCAACUAUGUUGGGCUUAUGAGAUGCUGUGGGUCCACCCUUCUCGUUCUCUGAUCAUUGGAGAAGAUGCUGAACUUCAUUGUAACUUUUCAAUGAAGCCAUCAGAGAAGCUCACGGUCACCUGGAUUCAGAUCCAAAAAAGUGGAAGUGCGUCAAAUAACGAAGUCUACAUUUACGACAACAUGACAUACAUGGACAGAAUGACGGUAGACCGCAGAACCCUGUCGUUACACGUCAAACACGCAGAGAAGAACGACAGCGGACUGUAUGUUUGCACCGUGACUGUCAAUGGAAAGUCCUACAGGUCCUGUGGAACAUACCUAAGGGUGAGAGAACCGACCCCUUACUUCUUCUUUAAAAUGGAUGAAAUCACAAAAAACAGACUUAUCACAGCGGAAGGUGUAAUGCUGCUGCUUUGUGCCGUCAUACCUGGAGUGCUUCUGUUAUACAAGAAGCGGUGGGAAAACUUGAAGGCGUUGUCUCUGAAGCAUGAUGAAGGAGAGAAUCUCUAUGAGGGACUGAAUUUGGAGGACUGUUCAAUGUACGAGGACAUCUCGCGUGGUCUUCAGGCCACUUAUGAAGACGUAGGAGCCAUGCGUGUCUCGGACAUUCAGCUAGAGAAGCCCUGAGGCUCAAAAUCUGCUAA